Molecule: messenger RNA, 411 nt
Organism: Yarrowia lipolytica CLIB122
Lineage: Eukaryota; Fungi; Ascomycota; Dipodascomycetes; Dipodascales
Source: RefSeq, a predicted model, not a curated record
AUGCUGCAGCUGGAAUUGGUGUGUUUUUUUGGAAACAACAACCCUUUGAAUGUCUCCGCUCGUCUCCGAGGAGAUCUUCAAACCAACCAGAGAGCCGAGCGGGCUGCUGUUCAGAGAGCCUUGGAAAUACUCAGCACCCAGACAGAUAAUCGCAUGUAUCAGAUCUGCACGGAUUCUGAGUAUGUCAUCAACUGUCUGUCCAAGUGGGUCACAACAUGGCAAAAAAACGGAUGGAUAAAUGCCAGGGGCUUGCCCGUGUGCAAUAGAGACUUGAUCCAGGACAUUACCAAUCUUAACGCCUCUUGCACUAAUGUUAUUGGAUUGAAGAAGGUGCGAGCUCACAGUGAUGAUAACGCCAAUAAUCAGGCGGACAGACUUGCAGGAGAAGGAGUGUUCUGGGAAGAGUACUGA